Molecule: messenger RNA, 2661 nt
Organism: Nicotiana tabacum (common tobacco)
Lineage: Eukaryota; Viridiplantae; Streptophyta; Magnoliopsida; Solanales; Solanaceae
Product: subtilisin-like protease SBT3
Biological process (GO): proteolysis
Molecular function (GO): serine-type endopeptidase activity
Source: RefSeq, a predicted model, not a curated record
UAAUUGGUACAGUUCACUUUUAUAAUAGCCGCCUAUGUUUACUACAUUGAUUGCUAAAGGGACCUCAUAUGCUUAAUCCUAUAAAGUCAAUUGAAUGUUUGGUGGUUUAAGUGCAGUGUGUAGUGAGUGAACAUGGGAUCUAGAAUGGGCUUACCUUAUUGUCUUCAUCUUCUCUUACUAUCAUGGUUUCUUUCUGCCCAUGUCUUCUGUUUCUUAGCCAUAGCACAAAGAUCCACUUACAUAGUUCACCUGGACAAGUCGUUGAUGCCUAAUAUCUUUGCUGAUUACCAUCAUUGGCAUUCUUCCACUAUUGAUUCCAUUAAAGCUGCAGUUCCUUCAUCAGUGGAUAGAUUCCACUCUGCUCCAAAACUUGUUUACUCUUAUGACAAUGUAUUUCAUGGCUUCAGUGCUGUUUUGUCCAAAGAUGAACUUGAAGCUUUGAAGAAGUUACCAGGUUUCGUUUCAGCUUACAAAGAUAGAACUGUGGAACCUCACACUACCUAUACAUCUGAUUUCCUCAAGCUCAAUCCUUCAUCUGGGCUAUGGCCUGCUUCUGGUUUAGGCCAAGAAGUGAUCAUUGGUGUUCUUGACGGUGGCAUCUGGCCGGAAUCUGAAAGCUUUCGAGAUGAUGGUAUGCCUGAAAUCCCCAAAAGGUGGAAAGGAAUUUGCAAGCCCGGCACACAGUUCAACACUUCAUUGUGCAACAGAAAACUUAUUGGGGCUAAUUACUUUAAUAAGGGAAUUUUGGCUAAUGAUCCAUCUGUGAACAUUUCCAUGAAUUCUGCCAGGGAUACUGAUGGUCACGGCUCACAUUGCGCUUCCAUUGCUGCUGGGAACUUUGCAAAAGGUGUUUCCCAUUUUGGAUAUGCAGCAGGAACAGCAAGAGGAGUUGCGCCACGAGCUAGGCUAGCUGUGUACAAGUUUAGCUUUAACGAAGGAACCUUUACUUCAGAUUUAAUUGCUGCUAUGGACCAAGCUGUUGCAGACGGUGUUGACAUGAUAUCCAUUUCUUAUGGGUACCGUUUCAUUCCCUUGUAUGAAGAUGCUAUAUCUAUUGCUUCUUUUGGAGCUAUGAUGAAGGGAGUGCUAGUUUCUGCUUCAGCUGGAAAUCGAGGUCCAAGCAUGGGAAGUUUAGGCAACGGAUCUCCAUGGAUCUUGUGUGUGGCAUCAGGAUACACCGACCGAACAUUUGCAGGAACUUUGACUUUGGGCAAUGGCUUACAAAUUAGGGGUUGGAGCUUGUUUCCUGCAAGAGCCUUUGUCAGGGAUUCACUGGUGAUUUACAACAAGACUCUAGCCGCUUGCAAUUCAGACGAGUUGUUAUUACAAGUACCUGACCCCGAACGUACCAUCAUCAUCUGCGAUGAUAGUAAUGGCAAUAAUUGGGAUUUGUCCAGUCAGUUUUUUUACGUAACUCGAGCAAGACUUCGGGCAGGCAUCUUUAUCUCUCAGGAUCCAGGAGUAUUCAGGUCUGCUUCUUUUUCCUACCCGGGAGUUGUGAUUGACAAAAAGGAAGGGAAGCAAGUCAUCAAUUACGUUAAAAGCAGUGUUUCUCCCACGGCCACCAUCACGUUCCAAGAAACGUAUGUGGAUGGAGAAAGACCAGCCCCAGUUCUUGCUGGAAGCUCAGCACGAGGGCCCUCCAGAAGCUACUUGGGAAUCGCAAAGCCAGACAUUAUGGCACCAGGGGUACUGAUUCUUGCAGCUGUCCCUCCUAAUCUCUUUUCAGAAAGCAUUGGGACAAAUAUAGGAUUAUCUACUGAUUACGAGCUUAAAUCAGGCACAUCCAUGGCUGCACCACAUGCUGCUGGAAUUGCAGCAAUGCUAAAAGGGGCACAUCCUGAAUGGAGUCCUUCAGCUAUUCGCUCCGCCAUGAUGACCACAGCAAACCAUUUGGAUAAUACUCAAAAACCUAUUAGAGAGGACGAUGGCAUGGUAGCCACGCCGCUAGACAUGGGAGCAGGGCAUGUUAAUCCGAACAGAGCUCUUGAUCCCGGCCUAGUAUAUGAUGCUACUCCGCAAGAUUACAUAAAUCUUAUAUGCUCAAUGAAUUUCACAGAAGAGCAAUUUAAAACUUUUGCAAGAUCAUCAGCCAAUUACAACAACUGCUCAAGUCCAUGUGCUGAUCUCAAUUAUCCAUCAUUCAUUGCCUUGUAUCCGUUCAGUCUCGAGGGAAACUUCACCUGGUUGAAGCAGAAAUUCAGGAGGACCCUUACAAAUGUUGGUAAAGGUGGAACAACUUAUAAAGUAAAGAUAGAAACUCCAAAGAAUUCCACAGUUUCAGUGUCUCCAAAAACUCUGGUGUUCAAGAAGAAAAAUGAGAAACAAAGUUAUACUUUGACAAUUCGGUAUAUAGGUGACGAGAAUCAGAGUAGAAAUGUUGGGUCUAUCACUUGGGUUGAAGAGAAUGGGAACCAUUCAGUAAGAAGUCCUAUAGUGAUAACUCGUAUAAUUGCGGUCUGGGGUUCAGAUGAUUAGGAGCAUUAGAUUAUGUGUACUGAAUGAAAAAGUGCUUGUAUCCACACGACAUUGGAAUAAUUUAUGUUUACACUAGAAACAACUUUUAAGCGUUGAAACGCCCCAACAUCGCUGAUUUUAUCCCUAAGAACUGUAUGAUCAAUCCCAAAAAAGGUUAAAAGAAAAAUCGACUAUGUUCAUACA